UCACGCUUCAGACACAAUUGACUCUCUCCCCUCUCUCUCCUCUUCUUUUAAUAUUGGAGCUUCGUCAUCUCUUAGAAUCUGCUCCCCUGAGCUUACAAGAAUGGAGUAAGCAGAGGAAAUCUCAUCUGCUCCCUUCUUUUUGGUGGAGCAUGAUGCAGCAACAAAUAUUGAUCAUGUAACAAAUAAAAGAGCAGGCAGAGAUUUUUACCUGAAGAACCAAAAAAUGAGUGUUUCUUUGACAGUGAUGGCCUUCAAUCUUCACGAAGAUCAGACGGAAGACAGUCCCUACUCGUGGGAUAAGAGAAAGGAUUUAUGCAUUAGCGUCAUUACUAGCUAUUCUCCUAUGAUUCUGUGUACCCAGCAAGGAGUUAAAUCACAGUUGGAUUAUCUUCAGCAGUGCUUGCCAGGUUAUGAUCAAUUUGGAAUAUCAAGAAAAGGGCCCGAAGACACUGCUGAUGAACAUUGCACCAUCUUCUAUGACAAGGAGAAGGUGGAGAUGCUUGAAGGUGGAACAUUUUGGUUGUCAGAGUCACCUUCUGUUCCCGGAAGCAUGUCAUGGGGUUCUGAGGUUCCAUGUAUUGCAACAUGGGUGACAUUUCAACUGAAAGGAGCUGAGCCACCUGGAUUUUCCUUCCAGAUAGUAAAUACAAACAUGGAUGAGUUCAGUGCUCGUGCUCGUCGACGAAGUGCUUUGCUCACAUGGCAGCACAUAGCGUCCUUACCACCUGGCUUGCCAGUUGUAUAUUGUGGAGGUUUCAACACACAAAAGGAAUCAACUACCGGCCGGUUUCUUUUGGGGAGAUCAAGAGAGCACGGUGCAGUGGGGGAUAUGAGGGAUGCAUGGCCUAAUGCUCGUGUGAGGAAAAAUGCCUCUCUCAUUCGCACUUUCCAUGGAUUUAAAGGUGACAAACAAGGAGCUCUUGAAUUCCUCAAGUUGAUUUUCAGAGCGCUCUGCCUCUGCUGGGAUCGACAAACACAGGAUCUACAUGUAGAUUGGAUUCUUUUUAGAGGUAGAUCUCUUAUCCCUGUCUUGUGUGAAGUGGUGAGUGAUAACAUUGAUGGAUAUUACCCAUCCUCUCACUAUCCCAUAUUUGCCGAGUUUAUGCUUCCUCGUACGGUGAGAAUGAUUGACCCCCCUGCUCCCGAGGAGAACUGAUAUGCAUCUGUUUUGAACCGACACCUCCCCAUUUUAAUCCUCCGAUCACUGAAGGUCGUGUUCGUAAUUUUCGGAUUUAGACAGUCAUUUAAUGCACAAUUUUUUCUUUUGAUAGCUAUACCGAGUUCUUCAAUUUACUCGAAGGUGCAUCGAAAGAGGUAGCAACAAUUUUAUUUCAAGUGUUUGACGUUUUGUACUGUUGCUUUACCCUCAAGUUUUAUGGAAUGGAAUUUGAUUGAUUA
Pyrus x bretschneideri (Chinese white pear) is the source of this 1398-nucleotide messenger RNA. RefSeq lists its product as uncharacterized. The transcript is spliced from 7 exons. Gene Ontology annotation, molecular function: 3'-5'-RNA exonuclease activity. Lineage: Eukaryota; Viridiplantae; Streptophyta; Magnoliopsida; Rosales; Rosaceae. The record is from RefSeq and is a predicted model, not a curated record. The coding region runs from base 224 to 1156 and encodes 310 amino acids.